This is a messenger RNA of Eucalyptus grandis, 1520 nucleotides long. Its product is annotated as serine/threonine-protein kinase 19. Gene Ontology annotation, molecular function: protein serine/threonine kinase activity. The transcript is spliced from 8 exons. The record is from RefSeq and is a predicted model, not a curated record. Bases 119 to 1051 code for a protein of 310 amino acids. NCBI's taxonomy places the organism in Eukaryota, Viridiplantae, Streptophyta, Magnoliopsida, Myrtales, Myrtaceae. Gene Ontology annotation, biological process: protein phosphorylation.
AAUGAGGGUUUUCUUGCAAAAACAAGAAAAAGGUGAAAAUUUCAGGAUAGAACAGGGCCUUCACUUCUCUUCUGUUUCCUGCACAAUUUAGCGCGAACUGCGAUCCGCGAAGACUCCGAUGAAUUCUCUCAGCUCGAGACUGAAUAGCGAGCAAGCUCCGGAAACCCAACACCAAAACCGCAUGUCCAUGCAAGAUCCCUCCUCCUCUUCGUCGCCAUCGAAGGGAACGAAACGGCGACGGGACGAAGAGGAUGCGGCGGCGGCGGCGGCGGCGGCGGCGGCGGCGGCGGCAGCUGAUGACGCUGAAACUGCCGCCGCAUCUGAAUCUCUAGAGCAGAGUCUCACUUUCAGCGACACGCUAGUGGCGCUCCGCAUGAUGCGAGCUCAAUUCCCUCGCAUCGAUAAGGUCUCGAUUCGGCCUUUUGUUCUGCGGUCGCAGUUGUAUAGCAGCGUACUGGACAGAACUCAGGUGGAUAGAGAGUUAGAGUCUCUGAGAAGAACAAACGUUUUGCGCAUAUUCAAACUGAAUACUGGACAAGAUGAUCAUGCCAUAAUGUUCUUAGAUGAUUACUUAAAUCAGAUAGAAAGGGUUGUGAAAAGAAUGGAGGAAAAGAAUGGACAUGAUCUUGAAGUUUUUGAGUGGUUCAAGAUACAUGUACUUGACACGAGGCUGGAACCAAACAUUUCACACCUAGACCUUUGUUCGCUUCUGUCGCUUGGAGGGAAGGUGAAAGACAAUCACAUCUCUGUUCUCAUUAAUGGAGGAGUUAUUAUUCGCCAACUUAUUGAUCCAAGCAUGUACUGGUUUGCAAUUCCAAAUGUGGGUUCAAUACUUAAAGGGCUCUCCCAGGGGAGGAAGGAACUCCUUUCUCUGUUAAGCCGUAGGAGGUACAAAGAAAUGAUGUUGGCACCUUUGGAGAAAAAGAGACUCCGAGCGUCUCCCCUUGAUAUGAGAUUUCAUCUUCGUGAUCUGAUUGGUUCAGGUCACCUGAAAACGGUUAAGACACCGAGUGGCUUAGUUGUCCGGAUUUCAAAGGAAUGGGAUCUGUAGCAGCAUGUUAUCUGCUUUUGUACCAUCUGGCAAACCUUCACACUUCACGCUCGGUGGUUGUAGGAUUUGGAAAGAGGUUUGGUUUCUCAAACUCUUGUUGUUGAUCUUAUAUGACUAAAUAAAAGUUGCUCUAAUAAUUGUUCUUUCUGCUUAUGACUGGAUUAAAGGAAGUCUUGAGGUCCACUGAUCUGACAAAAGACCAAAGAUUCAGGGAGUUGCAUGUCCCAGCAAAAUGGCUGUGACAAUGUAGGUGUAUCCUCUUGUAGGUGUUGUGCUACAUUUUCUUUUUUCCCCCACAGUUGUAGCAUUAGUUUAUUGAAAUUUUAUUGUAGCGAUUGAGGAAUUUUAUGGAACUGUUGGCAUGUUGUUGCAAGUAUAAGUUAUAUACUUCUUUUUGGUUAAAAAAGAAGAAGUUAAUAUGCCCGUUCUCUUUGCUUGAUGUGCCUCUAUGUAUACCUGUGUUGUGUUA